CCGUACGCAUGGAUUGACGGCGCUGACAGGGGAAUCGAAUCGAGAGCCGCCAAGCCAGAAAAAAUGGCGAGCCAGGUAGGCGGCGGUGCCGAAAACGCAGCCGCGGGAGCCUUAGCGGGGUUCGCCACGGUGGCCGCGAUGCACCCACUGGAUGUGAUCCGAACCCGAUUCCAAGUGAAUGACGGAAGAACAAUGGCAGUGCCAAGCUACAAGAACACUCCUCACGCUCUCUUCACUAUUGCUCGCUGUGAGGGUCUGAGGGGACUUUAUGCGGGGUUCUUCCCCGCGGUUCUUGGAUCAUCCAUUUCCUGGGGCUUGUUUUUCUUCUUCUAUGGAAGAGCAAAGCAAAGGUAUGCUGGCCACAUGGAGAAGGACGAGAAGCUGAAUCCCAGUUUUCAUCUGGCUGCUGCAGCCGAGGCUGGAGCAUUGGUGUCUUUCUGCACAAAUCCAGUUUGGCUCAUUAAAACUAGAUUGCAACUCCAAAAUCCUCUGCAUCAGACUCGUCAAUAUGCUGGAGUUUACGAUGCUCUGCGAACCAUAUUGAAAGAGGAAGGAUGGACUGCACUCUAUAGAGGAAUAUGGCCAAGUCUUUUUCUGGUAUCACAUGGGGCAAUACAAUUCACAGCAUAUGAAGAACUGCGCAAGCUUCUUAUUGAUUUUAAGUCUAGAAGGACGAACAAAAGAAGCAAUGACGAAUUGUUGAAUUCGCUUGAUUAUUCAUUUCUAGGGGGUUCUUCCAAAGUAGCUGCCAUUUUGUCCACAUACCCAUUUCAGGUCAUUCGAUCCAGAUUGCAGCAACGACCUAGUAUUGAUGGAAUUCACAGAUACACUGAUAGUUUGCAUGCAGUAAAAGAAACUGCUAGGUUUGAAGGGAUUCGUGGUUUCUACAAAGGUAUCACUGCUAACUUAUUAAAAAACGUACCAGCUUCUGCCGUUACUUUUGUUGUAUAUGAGAAUGUUCUCAAGUUGUUCAAGUUGGUCAGAAGUAAAGAUUAAUUUUAUUAUUCUUUUCCCUAUCUUUUCUCUACCUCAUUUUUUCAUGUAUGUAGCAUACAUUCUCCUAGAUAUAGGGAAAUAGACGAAUAAUUUUGUCCUCUCUCGAUACUGAACAGUUAUUUAAAUGAAAAAAUGUCACCCUU
Molecule: messenger RNA, 1139 nt
Organism: Cuscuta campestris
Lineage: Eukaryota; Viridiplantae; Streptophyta; Magnoliopsida; Solanales; Convolvulaceae
Source: the annotation of a GenBank genome assembly